This is a messenger RNA of Anolis sagrei ordinatus, 3322 nucleotides long. It is a transcript of the gene AZI2, whose product is annotated as 5-azacytidine induced 2. The record is from RefSeq and is a predicted model, not a curated record. Gene Ontology annotation, biological process: canonical NF-kappaB signal transduction. Gene Ontology annotation, cellular component: cytoplasm. NCBI's taxonomy places the organism in Eukaryota, Metazoa, Chordata, Lepidosauria, Squamata, Anolidae.
GGCGGGCUGAAGGCGGGCCGGAGCUGCUGGUAGGCGGACGCUUCUGUGAGUGAGAGAAGGGGCUUGAGUCCUGCCACUUCCGGUUUGAGGCUGAGGGGAAGACGAUGCGCGUUGCGAGGAGGCGGCGCCGCCGGCAGCAGCAGCAGCAGCAGCAGCAGCAGAGGAGACGGGCUUUUCUCGGCUCCGGCUUCCUGUGUUUUCCGGCCACAGCUUCUCGACUCGCGUGACCCGAGGGCGAAAGGCCUCCCACUUCCGCCAUGAGCUGCCUGCUGGCCGAAGCUGUCAUGGAUGAAUUAGCUGAAGAUGAUAUUGAUAUUUUGAACCAUGAAAAAGCAGACCUUCAUCAUAAGAGAGAUGGAGAAAUUCCCAUUCCAAUUUAUACAGGUGAAGAGUCUGUUGCUUCACAUUUUGCACUUGUCACUGCUUAUGAAGACAUCAAAAAACGGCUAAAAGAAUCUGAAAGAGAAAAUUCACUCCUAAAGAAAAGAGUUAGAAUGUUAGAAGAAAAACUACUUGGUUCUCAUUUGGAAGAAACAACAAGCCCUGUAGGUCGUGAGCAAGUUAACAAAGCAUACCAAGCAUAUCGAGAGGCUUGUAUUGAACGAGAUAAUCUGAAAAGUAAACUGGAUAAAAUGAUAAAAGAAAAUUCUGAAUCUUUGCAAAACAUGAAUGAGCAGUUGCAAUCUAAAGAAAUCGAACUGCUGCAGCUAAGAGCGGAAGUGGAAACUGAACGAGUGCUGAAAAGUUUGAGUUCAAACCCAUCUGACUGGGAAAUAGACAAACUAAAUAAUGCCCUGAAGGUGCAUAGUUUGGAGAAAGAUUUGGAGAGUAUGAGAGAAGAAUGCAACACUCUUAGAAAAGAGCUACAACAAUCUUUACAGAAGGCUGAAACCCAGGAAGGAACUUUAAUAAAUGGAGAGUUUUCCCAGCAGCAGGAUAUUCAUAGUGUAAAUGUGCAGCAUGCAUACUGGGAAUUGAAGAAAGAGAUGUCUAAUCUACAUCUGGUGACUGAAGUACAAGCUGAAAUGCUAAAGAAACUGAAACUUAUACCAUUAGGAACCAGGAAAGUGCCAUCGUGUACGCCUCUUCAGUGUGUUGAAGAUCUUGAAAAGGAUACUGCCAAUCUACAUUUAGCGGAUUAUGCAGCAGUUUGCAAAAAAAGGCUACUCCCUCCAAGUGACCAAAUUUUCAGCAAUUCUGCAUCUUCAUCACCAUGCAUUGAUGCAAAACCUAUUCCAGUUUGUGACUCUGAGUUUCAAGAACACAACUCCUAUGGAAAGAGCUCUCUGGAGGACAACUCAUGGGUCUUCCCAAGUCCUCCCAAACCGAGUGAGACAAUGUUUUGGGAAAUGAAAAACAGAGUGUGUCAUUUAAACUUUCCAGAAAGCAGUCUGGAUCGGUGUAACCAAAACUGCCUGGACAAGAGCUAAGAGCCCAAAAGGAAUAACUUGAUAUAGCUUUGAAGUAAACCUGGAGGGGAAGAGGAGGAAACAUUCUAAGCAGGACCUGACUCCUUUCUUAUCUACAUUUGAAAACAGUCUAGUUAAAACAAAAGAGACAGUAGAAGAAAUGCUUACUGUUCAGGAAUAAGAACAGUCCUGUGCUCCGACUGCAGAUCUGCAGGUUAUCCAAGUAUUAAACCUCAGAAUAAAACAAAAGCUGUGCAUUGUUGCAAAUUGUGAAUAACAUUGCUUUGCAAUACAGUUAUCUUCAGACAUUUCUUCACACUGUGAGAGUGUCCCCUCUUUCAUUUCCCCCAAUAGUUUAUCUCCUUUUAAAGCUUCUCAGGUAAAAAAUGGAAUAUGAAUUAGCUUUCUCCUCCAGUUGGGACAGCUACUGGCUUUUCAUAAUGUGUGGUGUGUGCUGCAAAGUAACGGUGAACAAUGAAUUAUUGUGAUUGGUUUCAGACAGAUUACGAAGGUUAUUUCUUGGCUGUGCUUUUCCAUUAGCCUCACAGCGAAUGAUCUGAAUUGCUAGAAGACUAAGAUUAUGCCAAAGUCUCGUCACUGCAGAAACAGGGUAGCAUCAUAGACAAUUAAGGUUAUAUGCCCCAAGAGAACUGAAAUUGCUCUAACUAAAUCACAAUGAUCACUGUCCCAACUUACCAAAAUCUUUGUGAUUUUUAAGUUCACUAAUUGUACUUUCAUGUAGGCAGACAUUAUAAUAUGAGGAUCCACCAUUUACCCCAGAUGCAUUUAAUUUUUCUGGAAUGCAUUUCCGCUUUUGUUAUUAAGAUGCGUUGAGCAUCUAAAAUAUUAUGCCCAUAGGUACUUAAUAUUCAGCUUUCAGAUAAUUGUGCAUCCUAUAUAUCAUUACUGGUAGUUUUAGUAGUGAGAUCUUUUAAUCCACAUUGAACUACUAGAAGUAGUAAAAGAAGAAAAAAUGAAUGCCUUCCAAAGUGCAGAAAUUGACAUGCUUCCAGUAUUAUGUUGAUCUUAAAUAUGCAGAAAGCAGUGGCAGGUUUUUUAUGUUGGAAAGUUCUGCUGUAGAUGUGACACCAAAGGGAUAGAACAGCUGCAAGUUUUGCUUAUUUUGUGUUAGACUUCCACCUGAUCAUUCCAUUAUUUAUUAAUUCAUGACUCCUACAUCUUCCUCCUAGCUUCCCAGUUUUGCACUUGAAAUAAGAAUAAGGAAAAGUAAAAUGUAAAAUCUGUAUAUCACUAAUAGUUUUGACAUGAUUUUUUUUAAAAAAAAAUAACUCGCCAUGGAGGUGUUUGACUUUUUCUUAAGCAGCACAACCACACUGGUGUACUGUGAAAGAGAAAGAAGCGUGUUUUCCUUUCCUUGCAUUGCAGGUUGUAUGUUUCAGUGCUGGCUGCAUUAUUCCUUGUCCUCAUACUGGAGAUAAUAUAAUCUGCAGAGGAGGAAAAACAGGAUUCCUUCUACUGAUGUUAGUGAAUGGCAUACAUAAAUAAUAUACGUAUCAUUCACCAUAUACUUUUUAAAAUUUCUUGCUCAUGUAUGCUGGCUUGUCUGUGAUUAAUGGAAAUGGUUUCUGAUGCUGGAAUUUAUUCUGACCAAUGAACAUAGCUGACUCCAGGGAGUACAAUCUCCUGAAAAGUAAUAGAACAAAACCCAAUAUGCAUAAAAUAAAUCCAUGUCACUAGACUUUAGCAGAUAGAACCAACUACCUGUGUAAUAACAAAGCAGCAGAAGCUGCUUCUCAUGCGGUUACAUAGCUCUGGUGUGUUUCGCAGGGCUGUCCGUUUGAUAGUAGAGAUUUGGAUAAGUAACAUUGUCCAGAGCACAGAGCUGCUUAACAUUUUGAGCAAUGUACUGAAGAAAUUAUCAUAUUUUGAAUAAAUUAUUUUUGUUUGAAAAA